This is a messenger RNA of Amblyraja radiata (thorny skate), 6313 nucleotides long. RefSeq names its product junctophilin-2. The transcript is spliced from 6 exons. NCBI's taxonomy places the organism in Eukaryota, Metazoa, Chordata, Chondrichthyes, Rajiformes, Rajidae. The record is from RefSeq and is a predicted model, not a curated record. The coding region runs from base 819 to 3164 and encodes 781 amino acids. Gene Ontology annotation, cellular component: sarcoplasmic reticulum; plasma membrane; endoplasmic reticulum membrane.
ACGCUUGAAAACUACCUAUCAACGUGUUUUGCAUCACAAUGCCUUCAAAUGAGAAAAUGGUUAUUUCAAAACACGCACACUGAAAACAGAGUGGGAAAUUGACAGGAAGGCUUUGGAAACAGGCACAUCAGUGCAAAUUAUUCCCAUGAUAUUUACUUGUUACAUUUCUGUAACACCAAAUAGAAACGCAAAACCCAGUUGCAAUGCUAUCUUCUGAAAAUCACAUGGCGUAUGGCGAUCUAAGAAUAACAUGUUUGUAGAUUACAGUCCGAUAAUGAGAGGGUAGUGUGAUUUUUAAAUGAAUUUACGAGGAUACGAUUGAUCCAAUAGUACAAGGCAUGAGAUGCAUUGACAGGGAAGACGGCGCUUUUUAUUUCCAGCACGCAUGUUUUAAAGGGAAUUUCACUUUUUUUUUAGGUUUGGAAACUCGGCUUGAAAUUUUAAUCCAGCCUCUUCUUGCAGGGGUUGUUGGUAAUGUUUUAAAAUAAGCGUCUGUGAAGAUUGUUGAUUGGGUUUUAUUUUUGGAUCGGAGGGAGAUCUGAUAGCCUUGUUAGGUAUGUUAUAACAUUCCGGUUGUGUGGAGAAGUGGGGGGUCAGGUCAGACAACUCAGCUGCCUCUCGUUCCCCCAAUGACGUCUGGCUGUUCGGUGGGGGGGAAGAGGCGAAGCUGGUUCGGAUACCUGGUGCAAGGGAGCACCGAUUUCCCCCUUUCUCUUCCACCUUCACCACUUGGGGGGAGAUUCAUUCGUUCAAAAACAGAAGUAUAUAGUAAACCCCCCCCCUCUUUCUGAUUCUGUGCUGCGACAAGCGUUUCAUGCAUGAGUGGAGGAAGAUUUGAUUUCGACGAUGGAGGGGCGUACUGUGGAGGAUGGGAAGGCGGCAAGGCGCACGGCCACGGUAUCUGCACCGGCCCCAAGGGCCAGGGCGAGUACUCGGGCUCCUGGAACUACGGCUUCGAGGUGGUCGGCGUCUACACCUGGCCCAGCGGCAACACCUACGGCGGCUACUGGUCUCAGGGCAAGAGGCACGGCCUGGGCUUGGAGACCAAGGGGCGCUGGGUUUACAGGGGCGAGUGGACGCACGGCUUCAAGGGCAGGUAUGGGGUCAGGCAGAGCCAAGCGAGCGGCGCCAGGUACGAGGGCACCUGGAACAACGGCCUCCAGGACGGCUACGGAACCGAGAAGUACGCGGAUGGAGGUACGUACCAGGGCCAGUUCACGGGAGGGAUGCGCCACGGUUAUGGAGUGCGCCAGAGCGUUCCUUACGGGAUGGCCACCAUGAUCCGCUCGCCGCUGCGGACGUCGCUCACGUCGCUGCGGAGCGAGCACAGCAACGGCGCCGUGCUCCAGCACGAGCCUCCCGCCGACUCACUGGCGCUCGGUGCGCCCGCCCGCCCGGGACCUGGGCCUAGCCGCGGCGGCUUCGCCCUCAGCCUGCACAGCGCCGGCGACGCGGCCCAGCACAAGGCCAAGCGCCGGGGCCUCUUCCGCCGCGCCUCGCUGCUCGGCAAGCUGAGGAAGAGCGAGUCCAAGAGCUCGCUGGCCAGCCAGCGCAGCAAGCUGAGCUUCCUCAAGAGCGACGCCGGCCUCAGCUCAGCCGCCAGCGACGCCAACUCCACCAUCAGCCUGGGCGAGGGCGGCGGCGGCGGGGGAGGAGGAGGAGGAGGCGUCGACGACUUCCCGCCCGUCGAGGCCGACAUCGACGCCACCACCACCGAGAGCUACAUGGGCGAGUGGAAGAGCGACAAGCGCUCGGGUUACGGCGUGAGCGAGAGGUCGAGCGGCCUCAAGUACGAGGGCGAGUGGCUCGACAACCUGCGCCACGGCUACGGCUGCACCACCUUCCCCGACAGCCGCAAGGAGGAGGGCAAGUACAAGAACAACGUGCUGGUCAAGGGCAAGAAGAAGCACCUGAUCCCCCUCAGGACCAACAAGCUGCGGGAAAAGGUGGAGAGGAGCGUGGAAGGAGCGCAGAGGGCGGCGGCCAUAGCCAGGCAGAAGUCGGAGAUCGCGUUGUCCAGGUCUUCACAUGCUAAAACAAAGGCUGAGGCAGCAGAUCAUGCUUCCCAUGCAGCAAGCAAUGAAUCCAGUAUUGCACGGGCCAUCGCCAGGGAGCUUUCUCCAACAUUUUACCAACCAGGUCCAGAAUAUCAAAAACGAAAACUGCUGCAGGAACUGAUAGAUAAUGGGGAUCAUGUGGAAAACACUGACCAAGAACCCCCAUCAAUAGAGGAACCUCCACCUACCCCACCAGAGAGCCCUGGCCUCCAUGGGACAGCCACAACUCCAUUCGAGUCAUCUCCUGCUGUCACUCCUUCACCGAGCCCUGUGGAGACACCACCAGAAGUACGAAAGAUUAGAGACUCAAAUCUUAAAAUGGAGGACCCCAGCUACUUGAGUCCAGGCAACUGGAAUGGGGAGCAAUCUAAAAACAAAAGCACAAGCAGCCGAUCCAGCGGUCAUCCUGGAGCACCUUCCGAUUUGUUGACUGUCCAGAUUGAGAACAGGUCAACCGCCAGCAGCCGAAAUGUUUCAAGGAGCUCUAGUCAACAAAGUAACAGAAGGACACUGACAAAAAUGGAGGAACAAUUGCAAAAUAACUGUGAUUUAGACAUAAAGCCUUUGGAAAGGAUUGAAAAUAAGCCUCACACAAAUCUAAAGAGCAAACCAAGAGAACUUAUCCCACCCAGUCGUCAGACUGAUUUUCAGUUCCAUGAAAGUUAUCACAGCUAUGCUGUGCAGCCGCAAGUAGGUCCCCCUCCUUUGGAUUUAUUGGAUGAUGUAGAUCCCGUCCCGUCCUUGUCCUUCAAGAAAGAAGCAAUCCCAGCAAAACCAUCAGUACAAGAGCCAAAAUCAGAGGUCAAAGUAAAAAAAGUACAACCAGAACCUGAACCAAAGCCAGCACCUCGGGUGCAUGAAGCUGCACCACGUCCCAAACAGGAGAAACAGCUGCAACCCCAGCCAGAACCCAGACCUCAGCCCAAGCCAGAAACCAAACCUGCACCAAAACCAGUGUCCAAACCGGUAUCUAAAUCAGUAACACCGCCUGAAAUGGAAGGAAAGGAGGUGGCACCAUUUGAUCAGGGACCUAAUACCGCUAUGAUUGCCAUGGUCAUUUUGUUGAAUAUUGGCCUUGCCAUCUUGUUUGUGCAUUUCCUCACAUGAUUUGUUUCUGAGUCAUCGCAGAAGCCUGUGUACUCCGUCUCGUUGAGAAGAAGGAAGGUGAUUUUUGGAAAAUUGUACCUCCUGCAAGACUUGACACUCAGGCACUGCAGAAACUGAUUACAAUGGCCCUUCUUAAAGGAAUCCUGAUCUGUUUUUCAUCACCAGUUUGUGCCCUACAGUUUUGCAAAUGAGAUACAUUGGGAGACAUACAUCUGAGCGGAAUGUAUUUGUAGAAACUAACAGCUGCCUUACCUUUUGCCUGUGUUUAUAUUAUACAGUACUAGCUGCCAAGGAUUGUGCUCGAGAGCUUGAAUUAUUCUAUUGUACAAAUGGAUUUGGGGACUCGGGUUGGGGAGGGUGGAUUGGGGGUGGGGAGGGGGGGGGGGGGGGGGAAGAAGAGAGAGAAUAACUGAUUCUUAUGGUUCUAUUUCAUUUAAAAAAAGAGUUAGUUCAGGGAGAUCUUGCAAAUGUAUUUUUGUAGCUUGACUUUUUUGGUUAAAAUAAGUAAAGCAAAAUGAUUUUGGAUAUUAAUAUACUUAUUUAACAAACUUAACUGAAAGAUUUAGGGCUAUGUUUUCCUCUGUUCACUAUUUCUGGUUUUUAAAAAAGAAAAGUAAAUUGGUUUCCCUAGUUUAAACUCUUUUACUACUAGAAAAAAGACCUUCAGUUGACAAUACUCCCUUUAGAGAUCGGCUUUUGAAAAAGGAUACAAGGAUGCCGUGCACUGCAUUCACAGGGCUUUUUAUAUGUUAAGGGAAAUGUUGGUCUACUGUGAAUUUUUAAUUAUUUUUUCUCACUAUAUUACCAUUCUAAUCAGAUGAGUAAGAGAACAGUGAUUCAUGUUAGCUGCAUGUUUUAACAGUGAGUUGUUUUUUAAAAAAAAUCACAAUUUUAAACUAAUUAUACAGUCCUGCCAAACACAGCAUGCAAUUUUUGAAUAACACUAUAAUAAACUAAGGAGAAUGCACAGAUUUGUUCUUUAACAUCAUUAUGCUUUUGGAUUUAAGUUGAUUUAAAAACUUAUGGCGACCAAAACUACUUUGCAACAAACUUAACACUUCACAUUUUGAAUGCCACGUUAGUUAGAAAUUGUGUACCUUUUGUUUGUAGUCAUAUAUUUUUGAGAAUUAUUUUUGGCACUUUGAGAAGUUGUAUAUCUUUUAAGUUACAAAUCACAAAUUUGAAAAAAUGGCCUCACAGUAUUUCUGCCAGUAUAUUCGAAGUGGGAAAAAUCAGAUUGAACCAGAAAUUUCACAAUACUCGCUAAUUAAUUGCUUGCGGAAUAGUACUUUUCUUAUUUUGUGCCAAGACAUAAAAUGUUACUAGCUGUUCAGCUUCCUUUUCUCUGCAUGUGCGCACUUUGUAGAAUGAGCAUAGAUGGCAAAAUGUGACAAGGUAUAUAUGCUUUUGUGUGGAUAUACAUUCAGGUCUGUUUUUUGCUUUGUAAGAUUUAUAUAUAAAAGUAUAAAAUUACCUCAGAGACGCAUGCUUCUUCAAGAUAUUUGGUAUUUUCAGGUCUUACUAUAUAAUAUAAAUAAUUUCACCAGCCAUGCUGAUCGUCUAUCUUCCAGAUAUUUAUUCAUUUCUAUAUAAAUGUUAUUAAAUACUGUCUUGUUAGGUAUUUCUACAUGGGAAAAAAUUGUGGAAUGUGCUCAUGUAAAUCAGAAUGUAUUUAUAAUUUGCGGCUUAUAAUGGUUAAGAAAAAAUCCUUCAGAAAUUGAAUAUCCAAGGCAUUCUUGUGAGACUGUUUUCUGUCACUGCCGUACGAUGUAAUUUUUAAUUGAAGUGAAAUUAGUUAAUUGAUCCAUGAGGCAUUUAUAGCUUUGAUAUUACAAACCUAGAAAAGAUUAGUGCCUUAAACUGAUAUUUCCUAACGUCAAAUAUUUAAGACAGUAAACUUUCAUUUAAAAUAGCCAUUUUAAAACAUCAGUCUAUUUUGAAUGAAAUACAUUAAAAUCUUAUGACAUUUGUCCUAGACCAGCUGUUCUUAUGACAACUUGUACUAUCCAGAAAAGGUUAAAUUAUAAUGAUCUCCAAGAACUUUGCAUUCUCCAAAGAUAAAGUAGUAAGGAUGAUUUGAAAUUCUGCGGCUAUUGAAAUUGGAAACUGUUUGCCAAUCUCAACCCAUCUCAAACCUUCAGUUUCUCCAUUCCCUCUCUCCACCACACUCCACAUUUUUUUUGUUUCUUACCUUUAUUGACUCUGAUUUUAAGCACUAAAAUUGAAACAGAGUCAUUGUUAUAAUGGCCUUGAGGAACUUGGCAUACUCCAUAGCUCUGCUUUGUCCGGUUCUUUCUAGAAUGUUUCUUUUGACAAGUUGAUGCAAAUAGGAUGAUUUGAAAUUCUGUUGCUGUUGAGAUAGGACAUUGUGCCAUAAUCAUCUGUCAUAAUUGAGGAAUUUUAAAUUAGAUGGGACUAAUAUUAACUAACUGGACCUUCCAUUAAUGAGGCGAUAAUAAGUGCAUUGUUUUACAGACCAUUGAUUUGUUUACUACAGUUUUUUUAAAUGGCUUUUUGUCACCAAAGCACCUCUCGGUUCCUGGUGAUGAACCUUUAUUAUACAAAUCAGGAUUUAAUUAUAUGUUAGGUAUCCAAUUGCAGUUUUAAGAACCUUGUGGCUGAAUCAUUCAUUGUCUACAGUUCAAUCAUUAGUCUCCUUAAUUUACGACUGUGUACGGUGAUCACUGACAAUGGCAGCUGCUCUAGUUUAUUCCAAGUUAAUUCCAUAUGUUAUUUGUGCCUGGUGGAAUAAUAGUACUGUUCACUGGUGAUAUUGUCUUGGACUUCUCACCUCUCCACCCCACCCCCCACCCCCAUCACACCACCCAAGAGCUGCUGCUUUGUUUCUUGGUGUCAAAUACGCCUCUGCCCCACCUCCUCCUCCCACAGCAAGAAGAUGGUCAAGGUGUGUAGAGGCGGUUGUAUUCUGCUGGACAAUUCAAAUAGUUUUCUUGUCCAGAAGUAGUCAUUCACUUCUUGCAAAGAUCUUACUCAACUUGUACCUGUAUUUUAACACUAACCUUUUAAAAAAACAAAAAAAACAAUUGAUUUUCCACACCAACCAAAGUUGAAAAUUACUUUUGUAAUUGUCACUCAGGAUCAAGUUGUGUAGCUCUUUGCCAAACUAUCCUAUAAAUGUUUCAAUGACU